Messenger RNA from Macrosiphum euphorbiae (potato aphid), 843 nucleotides. The record is from the annotation of a GenBank genome assembly. Lineage: Eukaryota; Metazoa; Arthropoda; Insecta; Hemiptera; Aphididae.
AUGAGCACAUCUAAACAAAAUAUCAUUUCUCCAGCUGCACCUACUACUAAUCGUAAUCUUAGGAGUAAUUCAAAAAGCUCAGUAAAUUCUAUUUCUACUAAUGACCUUAUGUCAACACUCCAGUCUUUCCGGACUGAAUUCUUAGAAUCUACCAAAUCACAAUCCAAAGUGCAGAUAUCACAGUUCAAUGAGCUUAAAAGUGAUAUACAGAAGCUUUCUUCUCUCACCGCCGAGCUCAAGGCUGAAAACACUCAACUUAAGGAUGAAAUUAACAUCCUCAAAAAUAAAGUUGAGAUCCUUGAAAGCACUGAGUCGGUGGUUCAUUCUAAUUCGUCGCUUUCUCAAAUGCUUCAAGAAGUCUCUGAGAGAGAACUUUGUGCUCACAAUGCUUUGGUAUACGGCCUAUCGGAAUCAUCUUCCACGUCUGCUCCUCAACGAAUUAGUGACGAUAAAAUAGCUUUGGAAAAAACUCUUGGACAGUAUAGCAGUAUCAUUCCUAAAUCCACCAUGAAGCUUGUCCGUCUUGGAAAAGUGCGUCAAGAUCAUAUUCGCCCUUUGAAAAUUAUCUUUCAAUCCAAAGAUGAACCAAUCAACUUCAUACGCGGCUUCACUGAUGCUAAGCUAGGUGGAGCUAUGUUCCCAACUAAUUUCCGGAUUGUCAGGGAUAAAACUGUCUAUGAACGUGGUUUACUUCGGUCUUGUCAUUCCGAACUUGACCGCAGGGCUGAAUCUGGUGAGGUUGGUCUACGGAUACGAUAUGUCAAUGGUGUGCCAAAAAUUAUACAAGAUAAUUCAAAAAACCGGGUCCCUGGAAGCGGAUCCAAUCAUCAACCUCAACCCUAA